CGCCUUACGUUUUCUACGGCAUUUUUCACCCAGAGGAGGAGGAGGGAGCCAGAGAGCUAAAGACCCGACGCCUGGGCUAAGAAGAUUCAGUUGUGAACGAACCGUGAGUAUUAUUUUGUAACACAUUAGAGGAGAAGGGUGCUUCGGCCGAGCAACAGUUCUAUGAAUUUCAUGUGUGUGAUAUUCGUGACUGUGAAAAGCUUCGUAGAAAACGAGGCGGUUGUAACCACGUGACGUCACAGCGCCCUUGAGAAAAAGUAGGAAAAAAAAAGAACGUCGCAGUUCUCGACCUGAUUGACUCGUGAAAAGUGGGCCUCAAACGACGCAGUGAUAUAUACUACGGUUCGAAGAAAAGUCUAAAUAAACAAAGCAAGAAAGGAAAUCUAGUUAUUGGCAUCCCCCCGUCGUGGUGUGUACCCCGUCCGAGUACACCUACACCGAAACCGGUCAGUUUCUGGCCGUUGUGAGCUAUUUGCACCGCAACGGAUAAACUGGCCUGUCAUAGUCCUCGUGGUAUCAAGACGGAGUCGGAAUUGAACUGAAAAAUAACAGAUUGCUAAAGAUUAUAAUAACGGUUUGAUGAGCGGCGAAACCAUUCCCAACUCGCCCUGACGAAAAAAGACAGAUUGUGUGACUGGAACUCCAUUUCCUCUUGCUGACCUUAAAAUACCACCCCCCAUAAAAAAAUAUACGUUACAGAUGAGUGUCUUUAACUAAACCCUUUGGAGGGUUGAGGUUCAUUCUGAAACCCUUCGAAGAUAACGCGUCCACUCUUCUCCUCGGCCGUCAGGAGGUUCUGCAGGGCGCCGGCGUUGGUGGCAACCUUCUUCUCCAGUCGAACCCUCAUCCUCUUCUCUCUUUUCCAAGCCCGUCUCUGUAAGCACCAGUUGUAGGACCCUCGCUGCUGCUGCCUCUGCCGUUGCUGCUACUUCUCCUUCUUCUUCUUCUUGUUCUUCCACUUCUUCAGUAGCAGCUCCUGGUCAAAGGGGAAAAAGUCGGCGCCAUGCAGGGAAAAUCGUCUGGACCACCGAGGAUCAAGUCGGAGAGGAGCGUGGUGUUCAGCCCGAGCAUCACCAUGGUAGAAGUGGAGACCAAUGGAGACGGGGAUAACACCAGUCUGAAGCCUUCAGACGGACCCGCCAAGUUCGUCAUCGGCGCCAGCGAUGAGGACUUCGAGGAGACGGAAGCCGGGGAGGCACACAUGAAUGGGAUCAGGCCAGACAGGAAAUCGUUGGGAAGCAAAUCGCUGGAUGCACCUCAGAGGGCGACUCAUGUCGUACCUCCUGACGGAGGCUGGGGAUGGGUUGUGGUGGCGGCUUCCUUCAUGUGCAACUUGGUCGUAGACGGCAUCAUCUUCUCGUGCGGGAUGCUGCUGCCAGAAUUGCAGCAGGCCUUCAAUGCUUCCAUGACCGAGGUGUCGUUGGUGAGCUCCAUGCUGGGCGGUUUCUACCUCAUCGUCGGGCCAUUUGUGUCGGCUCUAGCGAACGCCUAUGGAUUUCGGACAGUGUGUAUCGUGGGAGCUAUCAUCUCGUCAUGCGCCUUCGGUCUGUCCUACUUCGCAACCAGCAUAUACUUCUUACACUUCUCUUUUGGAAUCAUUGGAGGUACCGGCUUUGGCUUUAUUUAUGUACCUGCAGUGAUUGCAACUGGAUUUUACUUCGAGAAAAGGCGCGCCCUUGCAACAGGCAUCGCGGUGUGUGGCUCGGGAAUAGGCACCUUCAUAUUUGCUCCUUUAAACAGCUACCUCAUCACCAACGUAGGAUGGAGAAUGGCCUGCCUGGUGUAUUCUGGCAUUUCUCUGACCUGUGCUUUCUUUGGGCUUGCAUUCCGGCCACUGGAGCCCAUAGCUAUUGCUGACGACUUAGAACCAAAAGGAACUCCUUUAUUAAUGAGGAUUAAGCGGGCUCGAGAUGAGCAACUAAGGCAGUGUGCGUCUGCUCUUUCUAUGGCAUCUAUGAAUUCAAAGUCUACAAUCGAUGAGCUGGGCGGAAUGGAAAUCAAGGGUAAUGGAGUCCUUGCUCGCACUCUACUAGAACGUCAUGGUGGUGGCUCACACAAGAGAUAUAGUUUUCCUGGUAUUGUAGUCAGUGGACCUGACACAAUUCAUGAAGAAACUGAAACCUGUCUUAUAGAGCCUGAAGAAGAAAAAUGCUUGACAACUGUCAGUGGUGAGGUGGAUGGAUCAAGUGCUAAGAUGCUGGACAACAACAAAAAUGAAACUGAAAUUAAAAACAUCCAAGGGACUACAGACCAAGCGAGUGGAAGUGAAGCUUGUUGUAAACCUAACUAUCCCAGGAAUAAAAGUGCUCCUGCUCUUGCCCUGCAAAACAGCAGUUUCUCAAGUGAGCACCGCCGUCCUUCUCGCUCAGCAAUUCGCGCAGAAAUGUCAAGGCCUUUCUAUAGAGAUGACAUUUUCUACUCUGGUUCUUUGAUGAGGCUCCCACAAUAUCAGAGUUCGGAAACCAUAGAAAAAUAUCAUAUGUCUGUUACACAACUUCCUCCUAUGGAGGACAUAGCUGAAGAGGAGAUCUCUGGGGGCCGCUGUAGGUGCUGUCCUACUGCUGUUACAAAUGUCAUCAACCGAAUAUUUGACUUUUCACUGCUUACUUCGCCUACAUUUGUGAUCCUGAGUAUUGCUGGAUUCUUGUCCCUGAUGGCUCUGUUUGUACCUUUCAUGUUCCUGCCAGGAUAUGCUUCAAAACAAGGAUCAGAUGAGGGAUCACAGGCAACAUUAGUGGCCACAAUUGGCAUCACCAACACAGUUGGAAGGAUAAUUUGUGGCUGGGUCUCUGACCAUCCAAAGGUUGAUGCUCUGUUUGUAAACAAUUUGUCACUUAUGCUUGGUGGAGGAGCAACUGUGAUCCUUCCCUUCUUCUCAGAUGAGUCCUUACUGCUAUGCUAUGCUGUGGUCUUUGGUUUUGCUGUAGCGGCUUUUGCAUCACUUCGUUCCAUACUGUUAGUAGAACUACUAGGCCUGGAGAAACUUACAAAUGCUUUUGGGCUUCUGCUACUCUUCCAGGGAAUUGCUGCUUUGUUUGGCAGUCCUACAGCAGGUGCCUUCGUUGAUGCAACGAAGUCCUAUGACUUAACCUUCUAUGUCUUUGGUGGCAUAUUUGCCUUCUCUGGCUUCAUGUGCAUUCCACUGCGUUAUCUGAAGAAAUGGGAGGACAAACGAAAUGAAAAGAAAUUAGAGGAGAAAGAUCAAAAUAGAAUCUAGAUAACUUAUCCCAAAGACUUUGUGAACAGCCAGCUAGAGAUGAUGAUGUGCAAAACCUAGCACUCCAGUAGAUAACAUGCAGUAGGAAAAGGCAGCUUCAACUGUUACACUAGACUUACGUUACCAUGGAAUGGUUGCAGUAAGUUUUAAAAAAUGCACAAAUGCUUUAUUUUUUCUUAAAUUGAUAACUCAGCACAGUGUGGCCAACUCUAAAGCCGUAUCAAAUAACGAAGGAUUGUCUUUAGUUGGACUCCAGCAACUACUUGGAUGCUACCCGAGUAGCUGGGACCACAGGUUUGUACUGUAUAUAUUUGAAGUUUUAUUGUGGAUAGCUACCAUAAAUGUGUGUGACUUAUCGAUGAUUUAUGACAGAAGUAACUGUCAAGUGCAAAAUAUUGCCUUUCAGUAAUUUUAAGGAUUCCAUUUUGUAACCUAUGAGAUAUUUCACAAAAAUUUUGUUACUUAUGAUACACCUAGCAACAGGACAGGAAGUUACAGACUAAAAAUAAAACCUUUAAAAGUUAAUUUGGAAAAUUAAUGCAUUAUACAUCAGGAGUGGACAAUACACUUUAAAAGUGCAGCAAGUGAUUGACUUACAAUGCUGAAUUGUAGAAAAUCCCGAUCCCUUAUGUAAGAGGAAAGACAGAUGGAAUGACCCCAGAAAUUUAUUUUUAUGAUAGAUCAGUUGCUGUUCUUUUAGAGGAACCAGAGUUUUAAUGAUCUUACUUUUGCAUUAAAAAGUUUCAGCAUGGGUGGUAAGUUUCAACUUGAAGCUAUCCACUUAGAAGGGAUGACAAGGAACUAACUACUACUUUGUUACACAGUAGUUAACAGUGGUAGUUUUUAGCAACAAACCGUAGUAGCAUUCAUAUUUUAUGCUAUGGUAAUUCUUUCUUUAUACCAAUGCCAUAGUGGCAGACUUUUUACUCAUAAAUGGUAGCUAGCAUCAACUUCACUGCCUUAAGAGGCCUUCCUUUGUGAAAUCCAACUUUAUUAGAAAAUGACAUAGUGAUUUAUGAAAGGAAUGCAAAAUUGUUCAAUUAAUAGUUCUGUUACAUCAUGUAGUGAUGGAGAUGGCUAAGUUACUGUGUAACUUUUAUUUUGAACCAUUUUUAGUGAGCGCCUGCGUAAAAAUCCUUAAUCUAUACUCAUGAAUGCAAUAAAAAGAUGGCAUCAAACUUUGUAGAAGUAUCUUGUAUGGUCUUUGACUGAAAAUCGAGUACCUGCAGCAUAAAUUUUGCAAAUGAAUAUGGUCUCUCCACAGUGCUGAUUGUCAUCUUUAUAAUCAUUUGCACUGAGCUACAGUAGUACAUAAUGUUUUCAAGCCAGCAGAAUUGAUGAUCCAUCAUUCAAGUAGAUAAUAAUUGUGAUAAAGGCAGGUAGAUUUAGUUUUUUGUUGUAUAGUAGUAUAUAUCAAAAGCUUAAAAACAAUGGGAGUUUAUACAAUUUUCAUGUUCUGUUCUGAAAAGAUCCAUGUUGACAUAAGUUUAGGCAGUUCUCAAAGUGUAGGAAUUUUGUUACAAAUUAUACAGCAGGAAAAAGUAUAUUAUCUAUAGUUUAUGAAAGUUAACAGUGAAAAUAAUAAUAGCAUAGCACAUUAUGUAGCAUUCCAAAGAAACAACUAGACCCAGAUUCCUAUAUGGAAAUUUACAUUCCUGACUAUGAUUGGGAGAAGUCUUUCUUACAGUUUUUUUUUAACCUUUUAGUCAGUGAGGAUGGAACCGUCAUUACAGCCUUCUCUUUAACUCACCUCUGUGAUUACCAAGUUUCAUAGUAUUUAUGUGAAGCAUUCUUCAGGUAUCAGUUACUGGAGAUAUUGACAAACAUGGUGGUUGUUGGAAUGAAGUAAACUGAUUGAAUGUCUGAGAUAAGGAACCCGGACAUGGUUAUUUGUUAAAUCUCGGGUAUUAUCUGCCAAAGUUCUUCAUUUCCAAUUAGGAAUAUGGGUCUCCUUAGUUUCCUUUGGGAGCUGUGUGGUAAUAAUUGCCAAACAUUUAGCAUUUUCCCAAAUUAUAGAUAGGUUGUUUUUAAUUCCCUUGUACUAUUAUCAAAAUUUGGAAUGCUUGAAACACUUUGAGACAAAACAAAAUUAUUCUAAAAAUUUUAUUAUCCUUUGCUCUUGCUCUAUUUGAGAACAUAUCUCGUUUAUUUUUUGUAGUAGUACAUGGACUCUCUCUCCUACCUCAUUAAUAUUUGAGUGCAAAACCUCAAUUACAAAAUAUAUUUCUUGUGAGACUGAAUAUUUUUGCUAAUUUCAACUUUUCAAGAAAGUUAUAAUUUUCAAACCACCAGAUUGAAGUUAUAGUUUUACUAAAGAAUAUAACAAAAGGCAAUUGUAAACUGCUUGUCGAGUUUAUUACCAUUGUUUUUGUAGCCAUCUUCAAAAUGAAGAGAUUCAAUGAUGACUUCAUGGAAAUAGGUGGUACCAGAGAAGUUGUAUUAGGAGUGAAUUUAUUCUUUUGUGUCUGGCAUGUGCUGUGCAGAUGUACAGAUAAGAGGUUGUUUGUGUCAAUGUAAGUCAUAAUAAUGCUUCUUUGCUUCCUAUAUUCACAUCUUACAUUUUUCAAAUGUUUGUACAUUACAAAUGCAUAAAUGUAGUGUACAUACGUAUGUAAUUCUACUACAUCAAAAGGCUGUCAGUUCAUCAAGGGAAUAUAAAAAUAUUUAUAUUGUACUGAAACCUGAGAUUUUAUCACUGUUACAAUUCAUAUUCUCAUGGAACCCUCAUAUGUCGUAGUGACCUCCUGCAUGUAUCUAUAUAUCCCCAUUAUGUGUAAUACAUGGAAUAGGCAUCACAUCACAUACUUAUAUACAGUACUCGACAUGAUAUUAGGCCGCUUUGCGUCAAGUGGCCUAAUAUCGUCAAAUGUUGAAGGAACAGAAAAGUUACGACGAAAUUUCGUCAGUUCAUUGGGCAGUUUACGUGUAGAGAAAGGGGUGGAGAGUGGACACUGAAAAGGCGAGAGCGCUCAGUCACAUGUUUGGAGGUUUAAUAAGAGCCUGUAUAUAUUCUUUGGUCAGCGCUCCCACCGUAUUUUUGCCCCCUGUGACCUUAAUAUGGGCCAAGAUGAUGAUUUGAGUCAACAGAUAAUAGCAGAGAUGUGCUUUUGAAGCAAUCUGGCCUUAAAGCAAAGCAGAUAUAUGAUUAGCUUGGUGGGAAGAGGCAUUCAGUUCAACGCAGUUGCCAGAUUUAGUGAAGGUGGUAACCAUGAGAUUCCAUCUCAGAAAAAGCACCCUGGCAUCCCUAAGAAGACUUCGGAUUGAAGUUUGACUAUUCUCAAGCGUCAAUUACUUUCUUCAUAACUUCACCGUUCCUUCAAAAUUCGACAAGAUAUUAGGCCACUUGAUGCAAAGCUGCCUAAUAUCUUGUCAGGUACUGUACAUUAAGAAUUAUUAUAACUGGUGAAUUUUGCAUGUGCAUCUCUUGAACCAAGGCAUACAUGGAACACUAUACUACUACAACUACUAGUGUAAAUUGUGCAAUAUGUAGUCAAAAUAUCUACCAGCAGAUGCAAAUUUAGUUGAAAUCCCAUUGUAAAAAGAAAUAAGGUAUACAGUACGUUUAUUUUGUAUAAAAAGAUUUUAAGUCCUUGUCCUCUUAAAGGGAAGAUGAUAACUACAUCAUAUGUUUUAACUUUUUUAUAACAUUGCAUUAUUCAUUUGAAUUUUAAACUUUAAAUAUUUAAUUAAAAGAACAUGUUAAAGGAAGUAACCAGUAGACUGCUCACAAGAUUUUCUAUGCUUUGUAUAUGCCUUACAAGAUAGCCUAAGAUUCUCUAUUUUUUUCCAUUUAUCAACUGUAAUGUUUUGUUAAAUUUUGUAAGGUAACUUGUAAGAAAAAUCACAGGAAAUUAGUUGUGUGCCAUUCAGCAUGGGAAGGUUUAGUUAGCAGACUUGACUGCUGUACUGAUAUAUGAGGGAGUUAACAUUUACCCCCAAACUAGAGAAGAAACAUUUUGUAAUAAAUUCCUAAAGACUUAGUUAUAAAUCUUAAAUUUGCAUGAAUGAUGAUAUACUUCCAUGUACCAGUAUUAUUCAAACAAUAUAACGUUGUAAAGUAAUGCACUUUUUAAACAUGGAUAUUUUGAGUUUGUACAGAAAAGAUAAGUCAAAAUGUUAUGUCACCACAGAAUGGCUUCAUCAAAAUAAAAGCAAUAUUAAACAGUAAAACAUCUCCAGCUACAAAAUGGUGCUUCCUAAUAGCACAUUGUCAGAUUCUGCUUAAAGAAAAGGAUCUUUGAACAUGUUCAUCUGGUAAUAUGCGUAUAUGGUACAGUACUUGCAAAUCAUCAAAUACUGUUCAGAGGUCUGCAAUAGAAAUUAUCACAACAAUUGUCACCAGGUACUUUUUAAAGUUCUUGAAAGAGCAUAAAUACUGCAUGGCUGAAAACUGGAUCUUAUGUGGGAAACCAAAAUGUUAAAAUACUCCUUUGAUUUGCAAAUCGAUAGUUGUAAAUAGAAAAAAUACAGCUUAACAGCUGUGAAGAAUCAGGUGUAAAUACCUUUUUGGAACAUGCUGGGAUCUGGUAGUAGUUUGAUAAUAUACUGUAGCAUCCAUGAGGAUUUUCCUGGAGCUAAUUAACUUUUUGGGGGAAAUUUAACUGAACCAUUCUUCCCUGGGGACUGGUUAACUCAACAGAUAGUCCAUAGAAAAGAUACUUCCUUUGGUGAGGCAGUAACCAGCUCACUCAAGCUGCUUCAUCAAGCAUGCUUUUGUUCAUCAAACUUUAAUUCACUGAAAACUAUAACCCUUAUGGCAGCACCAGCUGGUAUUAGCAGUUGUUAGUGUUUUGUGCUCUGAUUUUUUUCCAACACUUGUCUGGUAAUGUACAAUUUCUUAGGAUUCACUUUUCAUAUAUAUCUGUGGUGCUAUCUGUGAAGAUUAUUGGUCAUUAUUCAUGUAUAUCUGGCACUAAAUUUUUCCCCUUGGAAGUUGAUGCAUGGUUCAUGCCAAAAAUUGGCCUUUUCCUUGGAUUAAGUCCCGUAUAUGUCCACAAAAAUAAUCUGGGGCUCUGUUUAAGUGCAAUGUACAAAAAGUCAACUAAAUGUAAUUUUUUGUAAUAUAUAAAUUUAAUACAUAAAUCAGCAAUACUUCUUUUAUACUAUGGACAUAACAUGUAUGUAGCAAAUAAAGGAAGUGAUAUUCUUCACAACUGACAUAGAGCUUAUGAGCAUAUCUUUUUUUUCAAAAAGAUAAUUGUACCAUUUGUGAGCUCAUGAAUGUAGUUGUUAAUUUAGUGUUAAGGUUAUGUGAUAAAUAACAUUACUGUUACAUUUAAAAAAACUUUAGAAUAAUUUAUAAUUUGUUAUGUAUUUAUACUUUUUAAUACUGACAUUUAGAAGUUUUUCAAGCAAUAGUUUAGCGAGGUAUUUUCAUGAAAUUUCUGGAGUUUUAUUGCUACCAGAAUUGGUAAUAUUUCUGAUAAAUAAAUGUGCCCUAAAAAUGUAGCUCUCUUGGAAAUUUGACCAACUCUUGCCCAAGUAUUGUAAUGGCUUGAAUAGUACACGCAAUAAUGUAUUUCACAAAGUUCUUGCAACUGCAAUUUUCCAUUUGUGGAUAUUGAACUAAGAUGCAAAUGUGUAGGUUUGCAUGUAACCCAUUAGUGGGAGCUAGAAAAUUAUGAUGAAUGUAAAUAAGAUUCACUCCUUAUCUAAACCUGGAAACUAGUGGAUGAGACUUCACCUAUGACAUAGGAGGGUUGUAGUCCAUGUAAAAGGUGAUUCUAGCCAGGCAGGGCUGAAAUGGCACUUUUUUUUUUUUUUUUUUUAAGGCAAACUCAUAAUUACGCUUAGAGCAUUUCCACUUCUUUUGUGCCAUAAUGGAAAUAAAAGGUUAUAGUUCCACUAAAUUUUCUGGUAUUGUAUGUUUACUAGUCCUAAUUUAGUGACCACUGUUUAUCAUAUCUAAUAUAUAUCAUUAACCUACUUUUAUUAUGUUAGAAUAGCAUUUGGGCAAAGGACUUGAAAGUUCAGUGUUAGAUCCCUGAAGGUUCUAUGGUAAGUUUUACUGUAUUGUACUUAAGGCACAUUUGGUGCUUUAAUUCAUAUGGAUGCCUUUUUUUUGAGUAAUAAAGACAUUUUUACAA
Messenger RNA from Macrobrachium nipponense, 9303 nucleotides. Its product is annotated as monocarboxylate transporter 3-like. Gene Ontology annotation, molecular function: monocarboxylic acid transmembrane transporter activity. Gene Ontology annotation, cellular component: membrane. The record is from RefSeq and is a predicted model, not a curated record. NCBI's taxonomy places the organism in Eukaryota, Metazoa, Arthropoda, Malacostraca, Decapoda, Palaemonidae. Gene Ontology annotation, biological process: monocarboxylic acid transport; transmembrane transport.